UCCAUUGUGACAAAUGCCACAAAAAGUUCGUCACUGGCAUAUUUAUAUCGUACUUUUUAUCUAAUUUUACCAAUUUUAACUAGCAAAAACUGUGUUAACGGCACCCAAAUUGUGAUUGAUUGUGUGGAAACUUAGUAAAAUAGCGUCGUAGGGAUAACAAAAUAUGGCAAAACCUCAUUACAUUUAUGAGUUGCCAGAGAACGAAGAGAAGAGACUAGAAGAACUGUUUGCCAAAUUAGACCUCGAUGGCAACGGCAAAAUCGACAUUCACGACUUGUCCGAGGCACUAAAGGACUCAAAGUUUGGGCAGCAAUAUGCCGAGAAAUUCAUCAUGAUGUCUGAUGGCAACAAAAGUGGCGAUGUCGGUUUGGCGGAGUUCCUGCAUUACAUGCGCGAGCACGAGAAGAAAUUACGGCUUCAAUUCUCGACGCUGGAUCGAAAUCGUGACGGCACUGUGGACCUGGACGAGAUGGUUGAUGCAUUUAAAGAGCUGGGAAUCGAAGUUGAACGAAGCGAAGCGGAAAAAUUGCUGCGUCGCAUGGAUCAAGAUGGCUCGCUGACAAUAACGUAUGACGAAUGGCGCGAUUUUCUUAUGCUGGCACCCGUGACAGACAUCCAGAGCCUGCUGACGUACUGGCGGCACAGCACGUACUUAGAUAUCGGCGAAGACAUGAAUGUGCCUGACGACUUUACGCCGAGCGAAUUGCAAACGGGCAAAUGGUGGCGACAUCUAGCGGCGGGAGGUAUAGCGGGAGCUGUUUCUCGUACUUGCACCGCCCCCUUGGAUCGACUCAAGGUCUUUUUGCAAGUGCAAUCAACGAAAUUACGAAUCUCCGAGUGUUACAGGUACAUGAUGAAGGAAGGCGGUGCCUUGAGCUUUUGGCGCGGCAACGGAAUAAAUGUGCUAAAGAUCGCACCUGAGAGUGCCAUCAAGUUUGCGGCGUAUGAACACAUCAAGCAUCUCAUCAGAGGCAACGAAACACGACCGAUGGAGAUGUACGAGAGAUUUAUUGCGGGUGCAUUGGCCGGAGCAUUCAGUCAAACGGCGAUUUAUCCGAUGGAAGUGCUGAAAACGAGACUGGCGUUGCGGAAAACGGGACAGUACAAGAGUAUCGGGGAUGCGGCGAGGAAAAUUUAUGCUCGUGAGGGACUCCAAAGCUUUUAUCGCGGCUAUCUGCCUAAUAUGUUGGGCAUUUUACCGUAUGCUGGCAUCGAUCUGGCCGUGUAUGAAACGCUCAAGAAGAAGUAUACGUCUCAUUAUCAACAGGAGACUCCUAGUUUUUACGUUUUAUUGGCGUGUGGCAGUAUAUCUAGUACUUUGGGACAGGUGUGCUCUUACCCACUCGCACUCGUGCGAACUCGCCUGCAAGCACAAACGAUCACGGCAACGCCGAAUGCCGACGGAACCGCAACCAUCCAUCAAGAAGGCAUGACCUCGACGUUCCGUCGCAUCAUCCAAAACGAAGGUUUUGCCGGACUUUAUCGCGGAAUUACGCCCAAUUUCAUCAAAGUCCUGCCAGCUGUGUCAAUCAGUUACUGCGUGUACGAGUACUCGUCACGGGCACUCGGCGUAAAUAUGACCUGAUUGCCUUUCGCGUUCAUCCAAUUCUUCUGUCUCUGUUUUUCUUCCACCGUUUCCUGUAUUAUUUCUCAUUUACCACGCACUUCCUUCCAACUUUACAUACAUAUUGUGAUUUUCACCCAUCAUUAAAAAAACUCUCUUCUCACCAUAUUUAAAAAAAAAUAAAAGAAAUUGCUUAAAAUGUUAUCUUAAAGAAAAAAAAAUCAAGUUCGAUGCGCAAAAAUAUGACAAAAAAAAAAAAACUUUCCAAGAAUAUUUACCCAAAAUAAAAAAAAUGUACUAACGAAAUUUAUUAAGGCUUAUAUUUCAUGAAAAGAAUGCAUUUCUCUAAAAAAGAAAAAAAUGUACCUAUUUAAAUUAUUUUUAUCAAAUUUAAGAUUGUAGACUAGAAAUUUCUAAAAAAAAUGAAUUAUAUUUCGUCGUUGUUGCUACAAAAAAAAAAAAAAAUAGAUAAUAAAUUUCUUUUAACUUCUUGAUGAUGACAAAAAUCCUCGAAGUAGAGACCAAACUAC
Messenger RNA from Culicoides brevitarsis, 2094 nucleotides. Its product is annotated as mitochondrial adenyl nucleotide antiporter SLC25A24-like. The transcript has 3 exons. Bases 164 to 1585 code for a protein of 473 amino acids. NCBI's taxonomy places the organism in Eukaryota, Metazoa, Arthropoda, Insecta, Diptera, Ceratopogonidae. The record is from RefSeq and is a predicted model, not a curated record. Gene Ontology annotation, biological process: ADP transport; transmembrane transport; ATP transport. Gene Ontology annotation, molecular function: calcium ion binding; ATP transmembrane transporter activity.